Messenger RNA from Funneliformis mosseae, 210 nucleotides. NCBI's taxonomy places the organism in Eukaryota, Fungi, Glomeromycota, Glomeromycetes, Glomerales, Glomeraceae. The record is from the annotation of a GenBank genome assembly.
AUGUCAAAGCUUGAAUCAGGAGAAGAAUUAUCAAGAGUAUUAAUAAAAUCGGCACCAGAUAAUUUAAGAGAAAUUAGAUUAGUGGAAAUGGUUUCACAUCGUUAUGGGAUUACAUUUUCAUUGGAAACCUUGGAUGCUUUUUUAGAUAAUUGGAGAGAGAAUUUAAAUGUGGUAAAACCGUGGGAAGUUUUAUUUGGUGGUGAUGUGUAG